Molecule: messenger RNA, 1931 nt
Organism: Egretta garzetta (little egret)
Lineage: Eukaryota; Metazoa; Chordata; Aves; Pelecaniformes; Ardeidae
Gene: CUPIN1
Product: dynactin associated protein
Exons: 10
Coding region: 534-1931 (465 amino acids)
Biological process (GO): activation of protein kinase B activity
Cellular component (GO): plasma membrane; Golgi apparatus
Source: RefSeq, a predicted model, not a curated record
AAAAGUGACUUUUUGGUUGUAUACACCAGUCAGUUCUUGCAAUUAUGGCCCGAAUAUUAUUUGCUUCUAAGUUAGAAUAAAGAAGUUGCCACUCAGGAAAAAUAACAGAAUAUGUAAAUCAAGUACUAAACAAAAGUAAUUGCUAUAUCCAAGGUGCCAGUGAUGUUCUUGUCCUUGAGGCUAGAUCAGAGGAACAGAAUUUGAUUGAACUAUGGUCUUCUGCGGUGGGGAAAAACAAAAAGGCAGAAAGACAGAGACCAGGAUUUGGAGGAAAUACUAAAAUAAAAUAGCAGGAAUAGAUAGGAGGAGAGUCACCGUUUCUCAGCAAAUCAAAAAAAACUGUUUGCUAAGGAUGGACACAAGUACUUGUGAUCCUAUGUAUUUGCAUAUACAGGAAAUCUUUUAUGAGGAGGGCACUUCCUGAAUUACAGUGUAUAUAUAUCAGUAAAACGGAGCUGAGGGAAGUAAAGGCUUUGAUGAAGACACAUAUCGUGUUCCUAAAACUAGUGAAGAUCCUGUCCGUGCUUUACUAAAUGGAUAACCAGGCAUUUGAAAUGCAUGGAGAGACCAUAGAAAGUUCUUCGAAAAGAAAAGAGUGGCCAAAGAAAGAGGAAAGAAAAGGCAGCUGGUCCCUAAUGAAAGUCUUUCUAGUUUGCCUGUUGGCCUGUGUUAUCACCACCGUGAUAGGAGUGCUGACCCUGUCCUUGGUCUAUGUAAAGAACACUGCCAUUAUAAAAGAGACAGUUGGUAAAGACGAUGGUGCAUCUUCCUCGAAACCAGCUGAAAAAAGUGUGGAUUUCAAAUUCCAGUUCCUGAAUCAUCUGGGGAAAUCAAAGGUAUAUAACUACCCAGGUGGUGAAAUUCAGUGGGCAAGAUUCAGGAAGGAUGUAAAUGAAUAUCAAAAUGAUGAAGAAAUGGAAUUUGGAAAAAGUAUUAAUAGCCAUGGCUCCAAAAUGACUUUUGGAACCUUACGGAUCAAGAGCAAAGGGCUUCGGGCUCCCCACUGGCAUUUUAAUGCCAAUGAACAUGGCUACCUGCUACAGGGUACUGCCUGGAUUGGAGUAAUUGGUGCAGAUGACAGUGUGGUUACCACAUACAACGUCACGGCUGGUCAAGUAGUCUUCUUCCCUAGAAACACUGUGCAUUGGAUAAAGAAUGUCGGCUCCGAAGACUGUGUGUUCUUGCUGUUUUUUACAACACAUGAAGAACUUCAGACCUUGGAUGUAGAUGACGCCUUUUUCUCCACCCCAGAGGAUAUAGCAGCUAGAGCACUAAAGCCACAAGGUGGAGUUAAAUUCAUCAGAACAUUCAAGAAACAAGCAGAAGAUCAAGCAAUUAACCUCCCACCAAACUUAGAUGAGCUUGUACAAAAUGCUACCUACGUGCAGUCCCCGGACAACCUCGUGUGGCAGUACUUCUACAAUCUCAAAGGGUCGGCAAAAUACCCUUUUCCAGGAGGAAUCUUCCAGUGGGCUCGCUACCGCAUAAACGGCACCGGACUAAAUGAAACUGAAAAAAUUUUUAGUGAGUCACUGAACAAGCAUGAAAAUACCCUUACCUUAGCAACUCUCCGGAUCUUCAGUAACGGGCUGGGGCAGCCUCAUUUCCACUUCAACGCUAAUGAGAUGGGUUACGUCAUUAGCGGCUGCGGACAGGUUGGAGUCAUUCUCUCGUCUGGAGUCACCGCCAACUUCAACAUUGGCAUCGGAGAUGUCAUAUUUUUCCCCGUUGGAACCCAGCAUUAUAUCAAGAGUGUCUGUGAGGAGGAUUUGCUUUUGAUUCUAGCCUACAGUACAGGGAACCAGCUGGAGACUCUUCGUAUGAACGACUACUUCCGUGCAACAGCAGAUCAUAUCCUUGCUCAGCUUUUUUUCAAGGAACAGGCUGAGUUUAAGAAGUUCCCAAAGGCUGCCAAAAAAUUAGGCAAAUAA